AUGGGGUGUUGGUACUCGAGGAUUGAUAGAGAAGAGACUGUUUCACGUUGCAAGGCGAGAAAGAGAUACAUGAAACAAUUGGUUAACGCUAGACAAGCUCUUGCCGCUUCGCAUUCUAUGUAUCUUCGCUCUUUACGAGGCACUGGCUCGGCUCUCCUUCAAUUUUCCAACAACGAAACUUCUCUCCACCUCCACCACCAUGUCCCUCAGCCGCCUCAACCUCCAGCACCGCCGCCGCCGCCGCCGCCAAUGAGUCCUGGUUCAGACACUUGGACAUCUGGUACAACGGCCUCCCCUGCUCUGCCUCCGCCGCCUCCUCCACCUCCAUCCAGUAGCUGGGACUUCUGGGAUCCAUUCGGUCCGGCUACUGCGUCACGGUCAGCCACAGAGGAGGAAUGGGAGGCUGCUACGUCGGCAUCUGAGGUGGCGGUCACCGCUACAGCCACCGCAACCGGGGCUGCGAGCGUGGCGGGGCCACCUUCUGUGGUGAGUGGAUUCUCGAAAGAUACCGGAAGCGAGCUGGCUAUGGUGGUUUCGAGGAAUAGUAAAGAACUGGUGGAGAUUGUGAAAGAGGUCGAUGAGUAUUUUCUUAAAGCUGCCGAUGCUGGUAGCCAGCUCUCGACAGGAUAA
Molecule: messenger RNA, 630 nt
Organism: Theobroma umbraticum
Lineage: Eukaryota; Viridiplantae; Streptophyta; Magnoliopsida; Malvales; Malvaceae
Product: protein ALTERED PHOSPHATE STARVATION RESPONSE 1-like
Source: RefSeq, a predicted model, not a curated record